UUUGAAAUCCGAAUUGGAGGCUGCGUCGUGUGGCCAACAACUUAUAUUGAGCACGAGAUAUUCACACGAUAUUUGGAAAAUUGAUAUGCUUGAGAGUUUAGAUAAUGGAAGACAGGUUAGAGAAAAUAAAAACACAUAGUUGAAGAUGCGCCCACUACAAAUUUGCCUAAAGCUUCUUCAGCGUCAAACUUACAGUUGUCUGUCCACAAAGGCAGGAACUUGGUUUUGCCUUGGGGGUCUACUUUUACUUGGGAUAUCAAUCAUACAGUUCGGAGAACUUUUCCUAGAAUGGAGCAUGCAGAAAUAUAAAGUGACAUUUAGUUCGCAUCAUGAUAACAUUGCUGGAAGGACUUUUGAGGAAAGGCUUUGCUUACCAAGGCCAAUAGACGUAGUAUACACAUGGGUAAACGGAAGUGACCCUCAACUUGUCAUGCAAUUGACAGAGUUGAAGGGGAGGUUGGUAAUGGAGCUUAAUGCCACUGUGUUAGCCAGAAGUGAUAGCAAAAAAGACAUCCCGAAUGAGAAUCCAAGAAAACCUUUUGAGAAGGGCAAAUUAAAAAGCAGCAAAGUGGCAAGCAGUUCACAUGAACGGUUUAAAUGGAAGGACAAGAAUGUAUGCCCAUACCCUAACUGUGUAGCAUAUAAUGCGAUUGCUGUCUCAGGUCUUCCAGCAAAUGUUACUGUGCUAGAACUGUCAUCUCAAAACAAAUUCCUCUCAGACUUUGAAUUCAGUAAUCUUGAAAACGUGUUUGAUCCGUCUGUCAAAGUACUCACUUUUGAUGAAAGCUUUGACAUUGGAAACCUAGGUAAUAAGACGAUUAUAUUGAAUGGUAAAGAAAUGAAAUUUACUAAAGCAUUUGUAUCCAGCACAAUUCGCCUUGGAGCUAAAAAGUUAGAUGGAAUUGGAAUUAUAAAUUAUGUACCUGAUGAAAUAACCCCAAAAAUAAUUGAAGCUGCACUUAGAGAUGAGAAACUUUAUGGAGCAAAGUUGUCCAUUGAAAAUAGUACAGCAGUCAUAAAAUUUCAAGAUAAAAACAAAGCAAAACAGUUUAUUUUGCAUUUAAGAGGUCAAAUAAUUUUAAAAGGUAAAAAGUUCAAAAUUUUGCCUGCCACCUUUCUUUGGAAGCCGCUCACUAGUCUGGAAGAGGGAAGAGACAGCCUUGAAGAAGAUGUGUCAUCAAGCAGAUUUGCUGACAAUGAGGAAUUGAAAUAUUCGUUAAGAUCAAUUGAAAAAUAUGCACCAUGGAUCAGAAAAAUCUUCAUUGUGACAAAUGGGCAGAUCCCCUCAUGGUUAAACUUAGAUCACCCAAGAGUGAAACUUGUCACACACCAGGAGCUUUUUUUGAAUAAAACUCACUUGCCAACGUUUUCAUCUCCUGCCAUUGAGACACAUAUACAUAGAAUUCCUGGGUUAUCUAAGCAGUUUAUUUACAUGAAUGAUGAUGUUUUCUUUGGUGACUAUGUUUGGCCUGAUGAUUUUUAUACGCAUUCAAAGGGACAGAAAGUUUAUCUUACUUGGCCAGUUCCAAACUGUAAUGAAGGAUGUCCAGCAACAUGGAUAAAUGACAAAUAUUGCGAUAAGCCAUGCAAUGUAUCUGAGUGUGACUGGGAUGGAGGCGAUUGUCUUAAAGGGAACCCAAGCAGAGGAUUCUCUUAUUCACCCCAGUCAUUUCUGGGUAGUGCUUACAGUGCAGUUGGAGAAUAUUGCAAUGGUGGAUGUGCAAACAGUUGGAUAGGAGAUCGUUAUUGUGAUGCCAACUGCAAUGUAUUUAACUGCGGUUUUGAUGCAGGUGACUGUGGACUUACAAAAUUUAAUCAAUUGUCUUCGAUUGAAGCAACAAAUCUCAAAACAGUCAUGGCAAUAACACCUGGAUUGAAAUCUUUCUAUGUUAACUUUACAAGUCUUUUAGGAGAGGGGAUUUUAACAGAGGGUGAAUUUAUAGAAACUUCAGUAAUCAGAACAGCAAUAUUCUCAAAGAAGUUCAAAAUACUAACUGUUAUGCUCUAUGCUAACUUUACUGAAACUGUUGCAUUUACAGUCAGUGGAUAUAAAGAUUUAAACAAAACUAUGCCAAUCAAACUACAGUUUAAUAUUACUGUAGAUACCUAUAGCAAGCCAAUCGCAACCACAUUAGUAACACCCACAAGUGUUAGUUAUACUAAGGAUGCAAAACAAACAUUGUUUCCAUAUACUGUUUAUGAUGCAGCAAACAAGGAACUUCUUAAAUCAGGAGCUUCCAUUGACAAGUCUAGAUUGACUUUUGGAAAUAAAACAAGACAUGAAAUGUUAGAGUGGUUUAAAAUGAACGAGAAAGACAUUCCUGCUAUUUUUUUAAAACAAUUGAAUCAGGAAGAAAGAGAGUUGAGGGAGGGAUACUUAACUGAAUUGGGAUACAACAGAAGCAAGCUACAGAUUAUAAAAUCAAUAUAUGGUCAGUUGCAGAACCAGACUGACAGAACCAAGCCAGAGCGAGUCCAUCACAGAUCAAGAAGACAUUUGUUGUCUGCAGAGGAUCAGCUACACAGCCAAAUGGUAGUGGACCCUGCCAGACAUACUGAAAAUGGGAGACAGUUUUCUGUAGGUAGGCAAUCUCAUUCAAGAUCAAUCAGUAUACUCAAUGAUUUGGUGAUGUCUACAAAUAACCAUAUUAACAAUGCAAGAGAAUAUAAAAAAAAUGAAAAGAGAAAAGGUACAAUAAAGAACAUUUGGCAGUGGCUUGCUCGAUAUGGUAACUGGGAUCCUAUUGACAGCCCUUCUUCAACCAGUCCAUUCCGCUGGGAGAGGCAGAAGUUCUUCUUGGAAGUUAUUUCUUUGAAGGAGCGUCUGCAGAAUCAGCAGAAAUACAAGUCAAGCAGGAAGCCUUCCAGGAAGCUUCUUGAUACAUUUGCUAGCUCACUUUUGCAUGUGAGUAGAAUUUACAAUAGGCAGUUUGGCUACAAAGCAAGGAAGGUGCCAGCGCAUAUGCCCCAUUUCGUUGAUGUUGAUGUGGUUAAUGAAAUGCAAAGACGAUUCUGGAAAUCUUUUGAUGAGACGUCAUCACACAAGAUAAGGAGCCCACAGGAUAUGCAAUUUGCUUUUUCAUAUUCCUAUUACUUGAUGGAUCUACCUGCCUCAAUCAAUAUGUCUUCGAUUUUUCAAGAACUGGAUGCAGAUAUGUCAGGCGUACUAAACGACAGAGAGUUGCGUACUUUGGCUGCAAAAAUGUUCUCGUUGCCUCUUCAAUCAACAGAUAUAAAGAAUCUUGAAGAGAUGCUGAUGAAUUGCUCAGGCAUUGCAAACGGGUCUUUGCGCGAUAGCAGUACACCGCUUCUAUCAAUUGUUGUCACCAGGAAUAUGUUUGUUAAGUGCGAACCAAUAAAAAGGGUCUUUGAAGAAUCCAAGUCGAAAGCAAAAUAUAAGUUCGAAGUGCUUGGCGAUGAAGACGUGACAUUCAAAAUGAUACGGAACAAUGUUUCAUAUCUGAUUCACCAACUUGACUGGAUUCGGAAAAAUCGCAGAAAAUUUGUUUGCCUUAAUGACAAUAUAAAUCAUGAACUCCCACAAUCAAAGUUAAUUCGAACAAUUUUGAAGGACUUCUUGGAGUCACAGUUCCCUGAAAGAUCUCAAUUUGAGCUACCGCCAACCUAUAGAAACAAAUUUCUUAAAAUCGAAGAGCUCAUCCAAUGGAAGAAUGAUUUAGUAAAGAGCGAACGAAAGAGAACGAUUGUCAUAUAUAUACUCUUAUUGAUGAUUUUAAUUUUCAUUUUGAGAAGGCAAAUUUUGAAAUGUUUUCGCAAAAUUUUCGGCAUAAUAAAUAGGCGUUUAGGUUUUAUCAGUAGACCAAUAUUAAAUUUUUGUGAUAAGGAUCUAGUGGAAAUUUAGAGUUUUCGUUUUUUGAAUUUGUAAGGGCAAGGGAAUUGAGUGGUAAAAAUUAAUAAGA
This is a messenger RNA of Rhopilema esculentum, 3920 nucleotides long. Its product is annotated as N-acetylglucosamine-1-phosphotransferase subunits alpha/beta. Gene Ontology annotation, molecular function: UDP-N-acetylglucosamine-lysosomal-enzyme N-acetylglucosaminephosphotransferase activity. The record is from RefSeq and is a predicted model, not a curated record. NCBI's taxonomy places the organism in Eukaryota, Metazoa, Cnidaria, Scyphozoa, Rhizostomeae, Rhizostomatidae. Gene Ontology annotation, cellular component: Golgi apparatus. Gene Ontology annotation, biological process: carbohydrate phosphorylation; N-glycan processing to lysosome.